AGCAACGGCAAGCGGAGAACUACCCAGUAACUCACGUGACUGGCCUUGGCUGAUUGAGGAGAGCGCACGCAGAUGGCACAGCAGCCAGCUCUCGCUACCCGCUUCCCGGCUCGCCACAUCACUCUGUCAUCGCCCCCAACCUCCGCGCCCGCCUCAUUCUCGGCUUAUAACUAUCUUUCAGGCCUAUUCUCUGCGGGGGAAACCUUUAUUGGGCGCGGAAGGGUGGUUUAGUUUUGGUUUUCUUUUCACCUGCUCAGAGGACACUUCCGAAGGCAUGGAAAGCACAACAGAAAUUACCCAAGGGGAGGAUUGUUGCUAACCUACGUGAUGAAGAAAGCUUCCUGGAGAAGGUAGCAUUUGAACUGGGUUUCAACAAAUGAAGUUAAACCUGCUGUUUCUCCUGCAUGGCGUCCAGUGGCUCUGUCACUACUGUUUCUGUGCCUAGGGAUGGCAGUUGGUCUGGUGACUCUAGGAAUAAUGCUCUUUAUACAACAGGAUUAUCUUCAUAUCGAGAAUGGAAAUCUCUCAGAGAUUCUCCAGCAAGUGGCAAAAAACUUCUGUAAUGAGCUUAUUCAAAAGACUGUGGGUCACAAAUGUAAUCCCUGUGAUACCAACUGGAGAUAUCAUGGAGACAGAUGCUAUGGUUUCUUCAGACACAAUCUGACAUGGGCAGAGAGUAAAGAAUAUUGUGCUGAAAGGAAUGCCACUCUUGUGAUGAUACUCAACAAGGAUAUUUUGGAUUUCGUCAAAGGAAGAACUUCUUUUAUUCGAUGGAUUGGACUGUCCCGUCAAAAGUCUGAUGGAAUCUGGAUUUGGGAAGAUGGUUCAGCUCUCUCUAAGAAUGUGUUCGAGCUUUUAGGAAAUGGAAGAAACGAUCAACAGUGUGCCUACUUUCAUAAGGGAAAAAUUUAUACUUCACUCUGUGAGGACACACAUUACUUAAUAUGUGAGCAGAAGGCCAACCCAGUGAGGAUAGACCAACUGAUUUGAUGUACCGGAAAAACAGAUGGAGAAGAACAGUAUGUCAAGGAUUAGCAGCUCAUGGAUGCUGGCAAGUGAGAAAUUUCUCAACAAAAAGAAGAGACUUUACUCCUUCACUUUAACACAUAUACACACGCACACACGCAUGCAUGUACACAUGAGCACACACAGGAAAACAUCUUCAGGGAAAAUUCAAUAUUUAGUAUCUUUUAGCUUAUCAUCUUCCUCCACCCACACACACCCUAACUUUGGCCUUCUUCCCCAAAUUGUUUUUUUUUCCUUCCUCUUAGCAUGAACCCUUUUCUUACCCUGCUGACUUUUAUUGUAUUUCAAACUUGAGUGUCUCUUACUCUUUUCUCAGCCAUCAUCAUCUCAGCCACAAUAUUAAAUUAUAAAUAUAUGUAUAUAUUUAUAUAAUAUACACAUUACAUAUAUAUGAUAAAUAAAAUCAGGGCAGGAAUUGCUGGUGUCUCAUGGACUAAGCAUUGGACCAGGACUCAGAACACCUCUAGGAGGAUGAAAAAGUGAUUAUUACAAAGCAUGCUAAGGAAAACAGCUUUGAAAGACAACAGAACACUGAUCAAGGCUGUGACCAAGCAUAAUUUCAGAACAAAUUUUAUGAUGGAACUUUUUUUUGAUUUUUGAAUUUGAUUUGAAUUUAUGAUGCCUGCCUGUCUCUUGGCAGAGAGGUGUUAGACUGAAAAUGAAGAAUAAAAAAAAGAAAGAAAAUGAAGAAUGAGACAGACACACAUUUUCCAACAUGGCCAGUGUGGUGAGAUAUUUUGCUUUACUGUACUGGGUAGGAAAUAGUUAGUAAGAAGUAACAGAGAAAGAGCAUCAACAAAAUGAAAAAUACACAGGCAAAAAUCAAAACAAAAGGUUCAGAAAGGGAAACAGGUCAAUUUUGUACCUACUGGGUUAAAUGUAACAUAUUCUUUUAAAAAUAAUCUGUACAUAAUAUUGUUCUUUGUAGAAUUAAGUAUUUUUGUGUGUUGGUGAUUUUUAAGUGCUUAAUAAAUAGAUCCUGCUCCGAUGACA
Molecule: messenger RNA, 2019 nt
Organism: Monodelphis domestica (gray short-tailed opossum)
Lineage: Eukaryota; Metazoa; Chordata; Mammalia; Didelphimorphia; Didelphidae
Source: RefSeq, a predicted model, not a curated record